This is a messenger RNA of Bipolaris victoriae FI3, 501 nucleotides long. RefSeq lists its product as hypothetical. The coding region runs from base 1 to 501 and encodes 166 amino acids. The record is from RefSeq and is a predicted model, not a curated record. The transcript is spliced from 2 exons. NCBI's taxonomy places the organism in Eukaryota, Fungi, Ascomycota, Dothideomycetes, Pleosporales, Pleosporaceae.
AUGCCUAAAGUGGCGUGCAAGAACAGUAACAGUCCAGGUGGAGGUAGAGGCGGCGACGGUGGCGGCGACGGCGGCAACGGAGGCGGUUGCAAGCUCCUCAUUUCCCCACCAUCACCGCCACCCAGGAUUUCCUUCCCCUACCUAAUUAUCAUUCAUGGUCCUCCUAAAUCAACCAUCACUCCUAAUACAUGGCCGACACUUAAUUGCUCGAAACCCGGUCCACCGCCAGGCCCCAGUCCAACACCCGGGGGCGGCAUGUCCAUCAUCCCGCCCGGCGACAACAAAGAAGACGACCAAGAAGAAGAGAACGCAGGAGAGGAAAAAGGGAGAGCCUACGCCAUGAGAAAGCGACCCACCAAAACCGUCAUCGUCACGCCAACCACAGUGACAACAGCGACAACAACAAAACAGCAGCCCCCACCCGUAAAACGCCCGACUUUAGCAAAGAUAAAAGGCGCUGCUACGAUGGCGUCAGCCAAUAGACCCGCCGCGCACGCAUAA